GGCUGUCCAAACUGAAUGGCUGUUACAUCCUUUUCUAUUUUGCAUUGUGGUUUAAAUCGUGAGUUUGUUCUGGUGCGAGCGUGAGUUGGUCUAGUGUUUCAUGUUGGUGCCACUAUAAAAAACUGAAGUUCCUUUCAGUCGUUUUAUUUUCCAUACCAAUCUGCCAAAAAGCCUCCGCGAGUCUGUCUUUGCACGACAAGACUUUGGCAAGCGUCUGUCUUUUUCAUGUGAAGAUAAACGACAUGGAAUUAUUUAUUUUCAGUCUUCUCCUUCUUUAACACACCACUUUUGAAUUAGAAUUUUGUGCAUUCGAAUUGCAGUCUACUCAUAUUCGUUCUGUUCCAAACUAAAAUGAAAGUGUUUAGCUUUAUACUGAAGUGGACGUUCAUCCUGCCGCUGAGUCUUUCCUUGUGUUCAGGUGAAGAAAGCCCAACUUCAUCAAACAUUGUGAAUCCUUGUUGCCAUUACCCUUGUCAAAACCGAGGGAUUUGUGUUCGAUAUGGCCUGGACAGAUACGAAUGUGACUGCACCAGAACAGGCUUCUAUGGAGAAAAUUGCACUAUACCUGAGUUCUGGUCUCGAGUCUUUCAGCUCUUGAAGCCCAGUCCUAAUGUUGUCCACUACAUCCUCACCAAUUUUGACUGGCUAUGGGGCAUCAUCAACAGGACGUUCCUCAGGGAUUGGCUCAUGCACAAAGUGUUAACAGUAAGAGCCAACCUAAUCCCAAGUCCCCCGACAUACAAUUCCAAAUAUGACUACUUGAACUGGGAAGCAUAUUACAACAUCACCUACUACACAAGAAUUCUUCCACCGGUCCCUCAGGACUGCCCCAAGCCAUUGGGAGCCAAAGGAAAAAUGAAGCUUCCAGACCCCAAGCUUCUGGUAGAUAAGUUCCUGUUAAGGAAGAAUUUCAGACCGGACCCUCAGGGAACAAAUUUGAUGUUCGCAUUUUUCGCUCAGCACUUCACACACCAGUUUUUCAGGACUCACAACCGUGUUGGACUUGGGUUCACAAAAGGUCUGGCUCAUGGGGUGGAUGCUGGACACAUUUAUGGAGACACUCUUGAACGCCAGCUAGACCUCAGACUGCAUAGAGAUGGGAAGCUGAAGUACCAGGUGGUCAGUGGUGAGAUAUACCCCCCCACGGUGCUAGAUGCACCGGUCAAAAUGAGCUACCCACCAUCUGUCCCGCCAGAGCAGCAGCUAGCCAUUGGGCAAGAAGUGUAUGGACUGCUGCCGGGUCUCAGUAUGUAUGCCACCUUGUGGCUGCGUGAGCACAACCGUGUGUGUGAUAUCCUGAAACAAGAGCAUCCAACCUGGGGGGAUGAGCAGCUGUUUCAGACCUCCAGGCUCAUUAUUAUAGGUGAGACCAUUCGUAUUGUAAUCGAGGACUAUGUGCAGCAUCUAAGCGGUUACCGGCUGAAGCUCCACUUUGAUCCUACGCUGCUGUUCACCUCACAGUUCCAGUACCAGAACCGCAUCGCUGUGGAGUUCAAUCAGCUUUACCACUGGCACCCGCUCAUGCCUGACAGCUUCCACAUCGCUGGAGAAGAGAUUCACUACCCUCAAUUCCUAUUCAACACCUCUAUCCUCACCCACUAUGGGGUGGAGAAGUUGGUGGAGGCCUUCUCAACCCAACCGGCAGGACAGAUUGGAGGUGGUCAUAAUAUUCAUCCAGUGGUGCGCAAAGUAGCUGAGGGGGUCAUCAUUGAAUCUAGGGAGCUUCGACUUCAGCCCUUUAAUGAAUAUCGCAAGAGAUUCAAUCUGAAACCCUACACAUCUUUCUCAGAAUUUACAGGAGAAGAAGAGAUGGCUAAAGAACUAGAGAAACUGUAUGGUCAUAUUGAUGCUCUGGAGUUCUACCCAGGUCUUUUGAUAGAGAAGACACGACCUGGUGCGAUAUUUGGCGAAAGCAUGGUAGAAAUGGGGGCCCCAUUUUCCCUAAAAGGCCUUAUGGGAAAUCCUAUUUGCUCUCCUGAGUACUGGAAGCCCAGUACGUUUGGGGGGAAGACAGGUUUUGAUAUAGUAAACUCUGCUACUUUGAAGAAAUUGGUUUGCCUGAAUACAAAAUGGUGUCCGUAUGUAUCUUUCCAUACUCCUCCAUCAGAUUACAAACACCAGAGGACAUCUCACGGUGAACUUUAACACAGUGUACUUCUGGAAUCUGUUUAAAAUCACUGUUUAAAAAUUUGACUUCUAUUUACAGAUGUGAAUGAAAACAAUUAUCUUGUAAAUCAGAAAUGAAUUGGUAAUGACAAUUAUUAGGGUAAUUAUAUGUAACAAGGUGACUGAAAAAUGGAUUUUCAUAGUAUUACAAUAUUAUU
Molecule: messenger RNA, 2324 nt
Organism: Carassius carassius (crucian carp)
Lineage: Eukaryota; Metazoa; Chordata; Actinopteri; Cypriniformes; Cyprinidae
Product: prostaglandin G/H synthase 1-like
Exons: 11
Coding region: 352-2145 (597 amino acids)
Biological process (GO): response to oxidative stress; cyclooxygenase pathway
Cellular component (GO): neuron projection; cytoplasm
Molecular function (GO): heme binding; prostaglandin-endoperoxide synthase activity; peroxidase activity
Source: RefSeq, a predicted model, not a curated record